This is a messenger RNA of Cyclopterus lumpus (lumpfish), 1479 nucleotides long. RefSeq names its product distal-less homeobox 5a (gene dlx5a). Gene Ontology annotation, biological process: anatomical structure formation involved in morphogenesis; embryo development; cell differentiation. NCBI's taxonomy places the organism in Eukaryota, Metazoa, Chordata, Actinopteri, Perciformes, Cyclopteridae. The record is from RefSeq and is a predicted model, not a curated record. The transcript has 3 exons. Bases 249 to 1106 code for a protein of 285 amino acids. Gene Ontology annotation, molecular function: RNA polymerase II cis-regulatory region sequence-specific DNA binding; DNA-binding transcription factor activity, RNA polymerase II-specific.
GUAGCUGUGUCUGUGUGCGCCUUGGCCAAUGGAACCAGAUCCUCCCUGCAGUGCGUAAGAGCGCGAUUUAGGAUUUAACCAAGUCCUUGCUGCGGGGCUGGCUGCAGUCUUCACCAGAGCCCGACGGCCCGAGAGCCUUUCAACAAUGCCAGUGUAGUUUUCGCACCACUUUGGAGUCAGACUGCCUCGAUUUUAUUUCUUCUUUUUGCUAAUCAAAUAAAACAAACCCACGCGUUACCUCUCAAAGUAUGACUGGAGUAUUCGAUCGGAGGAUCCCGAGUGUGAAAACUGCAGACUUCCAGAGCUCAUUUCCACUUUCUACCAUGCACCAUCCUUCUCAGGAAUCUCCUACUUUACCCGAGUCCACCGCCACGGAUUCUGGCUACUACAGUCCCGCGGGUGGAGUCCCUCACGGCUACUGUUCGCCCAGCUCCACCUCGUACGGGAAGCCUCUCAAUGCCUACCAGUACCAGUACCCCGGUGUAAAUGGAUCCGCUGGAAAUUACUCGACAAAAUCCUACACCGAUUACAGCGCAUACACGACCCCCGCGUACCACCAGUAUGCCGGGACUUACAGCAGAGUGCAAGCCCAGCCGAGUCCACAAGAAAAGGAGAUAAACGAGCCUGAGGUGAGGAUGGUGAACGGCAAGCCAAAGAAAGUGAGGAAACCCCGGACAAUCUACUCCAGCUUCCAGCUGGCCGCCCUGCAGAGGCGGUUUCAGAACACACAGUAUCUGGCGCUGCCGGAGAGAGCCGAGCUGGCCGCCUCGAUGGGACUCACGCAAACACAGGUAAAAAUUUGGUUCCAGAACAGGAGAUCAAAACUGAAGAAGAUCAUGAAAAACGGCGAGCUUCCCCCUGAGCACAGCCCAAGUUCCAGCGACCCCAUGGUGUGCAACUCUCCACAGUCCCCGGCCGUUUGGGACACACAGGGCCCCUCCAGGCCGCACAGCCUACAGCCACAAAACAUCAACACGGCGGCUUCUAACUUUUUGGAAAACUCGGGGUCUUGGUACACCUCAGCCGGCAGCUCCAUGACUGCCCACCUGCAGACCCCUAACUCGAUACAGCACUCGUUGGCUCUUGGAGCGGGGACGUUAUAUUGAGAAAAAAAACCCAGUUGUUCAUUUCAGAUCUUUUUUUUUGUUUCUCCUUCUAUGGGACUCGUGUUCAAAUUUCAGAGGAAUAUGCAAUGUAUUUGAUGGCAGUCAUAGAAGAAACGUGUAAAAUGUGUAAAUGUGUGCAUGUAAUUUAUUGCAUUUUGGAAGACUAUUAAACGUUUAAAUGGACAAUGGAACUUUGAAACCUCCGGCCUCACUGCAGUCUCUUGUUAUUUACACGGAAAAUCACGACAAAGACUCUCAGACAUAAAUUACUUUUGUGAGCCUCAGGUGACACAAGGUUGUAAAUCACAGCUGUUCCGUAUUGAGAUUAAUCUAGAAAAUGUCGUAAUUCUUAGUAGUUUUUCUUCGUCAUAAU